AUGCGGGCGCUAAGUGCUGCCGGGCCGCGGGCAGGACCUCCGGGACUCAGGGCUGGGCCCUGGGCAUGCCGGGGGGCGUCUUUCACCUCCCAGUUCAUUUGCCGAGAGUCCCCAGUUUAUGAGAGGGAUUUUGCUCUGGGUCAUGCGGGCGGUGCUCGUCAGAGGCCUCCCCAAGCUGGGGGGCUGCCCGAGGACCCUAGGCGCCUCGUCAUCACGGCCUCUCCCGCUCAGUGCGUGCCGAUGUUCCGGCUCCCACGGGGUGCCCGUGGUGCUGGGCCGUGGUCAGGGCGGAUGGAGACGGGGUUACGUGCGCUCCUGCGGGGUCUGCCCGUGCAGUGGUGCCCUGGGAUCUGCAUUUCAGGUGUCGCUCCAUCCCUGGGGAAUGGGUUUCUGCAUUGGCCUGUCCCUCUGCUUCGUGAGUGGUCUGUCUGGGAUGAAGGCCGGCCGGCCUGCUUCGUCCCCAUCAGAGGACUCACCUCUGAGAGCGAGCCCUUCCUCUCUGCUUCCUCUGUGCGCUGGACGGGGCGGGAGAGCGGCCGGUGGUUGCUGAGUCCCGUGGUUCUUCUGUCGGAGCAUCGGUGA
Messenger RNA from Rangifer tarandus platyrhynchus (Svalbard reindeer), 582 nucleotides. The record is from the annotation of a GenBank genome assembly. Lineage: Eukaryota; Metazoa; Chordata; Mammalia; Artiodactyla; Cervidae.